Molecule: messenger RNA, 1801 nt
Organism: Xiphias gladius (swordfish)
Lineage: Eukaryota; Metazoa; Chordata; Actinopteri; Istiophoriformes; Xiphiidae
Gene: apoeb
Product: apolipoprotein Eb
Exons: 5
Coding region: 79-909 (276 amino acids)
Biological process (GO): cholesterol catabolic process; lipid transport; lipoprotein catabolic process
Cellular component (GO): intermediate-density lipoprotein particle; extracellular region
Molecular function (GO): lipid binding
Source: RefSeq, a predicted model, not a curated record
GACUGUAUAAAAGCAGCCAGUCACCGUUCAGGGAGCACGGACGAAGCUCGACUUCUCAGGUGUAUCUCUCCAACAACCAUGAAGGCCGUAGCGCUGAUCCUUGCUCUGGCAGUCGUCACCGGCUGCAAUGCCCGUGCUGUGCGCCAGGCUGACGCCACCCCGAACCGCUGGGAGGACACCGUGGAUCGUUUCUGGCAGUACGUCUCGGAGCUGAACCAAAAAGCCGAUGGAGUCGUGCAGAACCUCAAGGCCUCUCAGCUCAGCAGGGAGCUAGACACUCUGAUCACUGACACCAUGUCAGAGCUGUCCGCCUACAGAGAUGACAUCCAGACCAAGCUGAGUCCCUACGCUGAGACCUCCGCCGGUCAGCUGUCUGAGGACCUGCAGCUUCUGGCCAACAAGCUCCAGAGGGACAUGCUGGAGGCCAAGGAGCGCAGCACUGAGUACUUGGGUGAGCUCAGGACCAUGAUGGAGCAGAACACGGAUGACGUCCACAACCGCAUCAGCGCCUAUACCAACAAGCUGAAGAAGCGCCUGAACAAGGACACAGAGGAGAUCCGCAACACUGUGGCCACCUACCUGGGUGAGCUCCAGUCCCGCUCCGCACAGAACCUGGGCACCGUGAAGGAACAUGUCGAGCCCUACGUCCAGCAGGCCAGUGACGUCGCCACCAAGAAGCUGAGUGACAUCUCUUCCAUUCUGAAGAGCCAGGCUGAGGGUCUGGGCCAGCAGUUGGAGACCCAGGCUGAGAGCCUCAAGGCCCAGAUGGAGGCCACCGCCCAGGACCUGCGCACCUCCCUGGAGGGCAGGAUUGAUGAGCUGACAGAGUUGCUCUCCCCCUAUGCCACCAAGAUCCGCGAACAGUUUGAGAACAUCAUGGACAAGGUCAAGGAGACCGCCACUGCCUAAAGAAAGACUCUGAGGGUUUUUUUUAAAAGGGUUUUAGAUGGUUGGUGUAGUAGAAGGAGAAAUGUGUAAACCACUGAUUUCUAUAUACCCUGGAAAAGAGGGGAAAGGGGGGUGUUGAGAGUUACUGAUAAUAUCUUCAUUUUUGGUGCUCUCGUGUUCAGGGUAAGGGGGUUGACGAGAGUAAAGAGGGAGGAUGAGGUGCAUCCUUUACAGGAUAGUCAGCAGAUAAACUCCUGUUUGGGUUCUUUCCGCUGCGUAGUCACCCUCUCCUCUUCUCAUAUCGACUCCCUCUCUCACUGAACACAAGCACCACAGUCGAUAACAGCUUUAAUAUACACAAACAGGAGGCAAUUAUUUGUAAUAUGCUUUGCUUUAAUUAACUGUUCUAGCCAUUUACCCCCCCCCCCAUACACACACCUCUCGUCCCCAUAUUUUGUAUUGCCUUUCAUACAUUUUGUUUGGUCAUAAAUACAACUGCUGAGUUUGAGCCUCAUAGGCAGGUAUUCCGGCCAGUAUCAUCCUUAAAUGAACCAAACACAAGUGUCUUUCAUUUCAAUAAAUGCACUGAAUUGUGAUGAUCAAAGGACAGGGGCACAUACAGUUGUGUGUCUUCUAGUUUUUCUGGAGCCAAUAGUCAACCGCUAAAGUGCCUGUGUUUAUUGUCUGCAUUUCUUCUUGUUGUGCUUCACAGGGAAGUGGAAUGUAAAAUGACUUGAUGCAAAUAUGACAAUCGGUGACUAAAGUGUAAUGCUGCCUGCCUGUUCUUCAGUCUGAGUAUAGUGUCCCUUGAGUUUCACAUGUCAUAUGCCCACCAUGCUGCUCACUAUAAGUGCACUGCCCUGGGGCUGCAGUGUGCUGAACAGGGCUGAGUGAAUAAAGAACCUAGAGAAGA